Messenger RNA from Aureobasidium melanogenum CBS 110374, 900 nucleotides. RefSeq lists its product as uncharacterized. Lineage: Eukaryota; Fungi; Ascomycota; Dothideomycetes; Dothideales; Saccotheciaceae. The transcript has a single exon. Gene Ontology annotation, biological process: cell-cell adhesion. Gene Ontology annotation, molecular function: N-acetylgalactosamine binding; polysaccharide binding; oligosaccharide binding. Gene Ontology annotation, cellular component: phagocytic vesicle; cell surface; protein complex involved in cell adhesion. The record is from RefSeq and is a predicted model, not a curated record. The coding region runs from base 1 to 900 and encodes 299 amino acids.
AUGGUGCACCUUGACACUCCUGGCCCGGAUACUGGCAUCUUUACGACGGAAGAAGUGCGACCACGAUCGAAGCCUUGCAAGUCGACAUCACGGAUUAUCUCUCUACCACGCAACCAUUACAAGGAGCCACCGAAUCUGGCAGCAGGAUUUCGAUCUCUCGACUUGUCCUGUGAAGCACCAGUCAGAGCGAAUCUGGUCGCCGACAAGAUCACUACAGACUCGUUUCGUGUAACGCUGGAGACCUGGGGUGAGAAAUCGCUGCUCUACUCAGCAAGCGCGACAUGGAUCGAGCACAAAGCCUACGCCAAAGACUGCUUGUUCGGCCAGUUCGACACACACGAUUUACCAGAGAAUCGCGGUGCAAGCAAGAGGGGGGCACAACAAGAGAACUCGCGGGAGUUCGUUUUCCCUCAACCCUUCAAAGACGAUUGUGAGGUCAUCUGUUGGUUAAAUCGAAUCGAUAUGGCAUCUGGAGAUAGAAAUUACCGCAUCAGGGCCUAUGCGACCAACGUCAAUCGCAAAGGCUUUACGGCACAUAUCGAUACCUGGGGCGACAGUUUACUGUAUGGAGGAGCCAUGUGCUGGAUCGCUUUUCCAAAACGCAAGCGCUAUGUUCAAGCAGGUAGCUUCCAGACAGGAGACGUCAGAAGCUGGAGCAAUCCAAUACCCGAAACAAGUUCGCAGGUCAAGUUCGAGGAGGGCGUAUUCAAAAAUCACAGGCCUGCUCCUACAGUCUUGUGUGCCUUGAAUUUCAUUGACAUGGCGGGCAACGCGGAUCUACGAGUUUCUGUUGACGUCAACGAUAUUCACGCACAAGGCUUCCGUUGGUCGUUGAAGACGUUCGAAGACAGUACAUUGUACGCUGCUGGUGCGAGCUGGAUAGCUCUUGGUUUCGCAUGA